Messenger RNA from Chilo suppressalis (striped riceborer), 2573 nucleotides. NCBI's taxonomy places the organism in Eukaryota, Metazoa, Arthropoda, Insecta, Lepidoptera, Crambidae. The record is from the annotation of a GenBank genome assembly.
UAGGUGAAGUGUGUUAGAAAUGGCGCCAAAAAAUUUAGAUUACUUGGAACUCGCUAGUCAGAGAGCCCGUGAAAAGAAAACGCAUGUGAGCUUCCCUCAACUGAAGUAUCCUUCGCUUAGAGAUGAGGGUUUAAAGGAUCCAGUGCAAUGGCUGAUCGGGAAGGCCAUGGAUGAUGGAGCAGAAGGCUUGUGGAGAAUCCACGAUUCUCUUUACAACUUUGACACUUUCAUCGAUAGCCAUCCUGGUGGUUCGGAAUGGCUCCAGCUCACAAAGGGAACAGACAUAACAGAGGCGUUUGAGGCGCACCAUGUAAAACUUAUUGCCGAAAAGAUGUUAGAGAAAUACUUUGUAAAGAACGUGACUACGCCAAGGAACUCUCCAUACACUUUCAAAGAAGAUGGUUUCUACCGUACACUCAAAAGAGCAGUAAGGGAAGAACUGAAAAAAGUUCCCAAAAAUAUUCCUCAACAUGCAAACAGGAUUAUCGACGGAUUGUUCGUGACUUGUUUGAUAACAGCCGCACUGACCUGUUGGGCGAAAAAUUAUUGGAUUGUGAUGAUCUCCUAUCUGAUCUCUUCCUUGACACUUGCAUGGUGUACUGUUGCUUCACAUAACUAUAUACACAAAAAAAGCAAUUGGAGGAUGUAUCUUUUCAAUUUGUCUUUGUGGUCCUACAGUGAUUUCAGGAUAUCACAUGUUUUGUCACAUCACCUAUAUACGAACACUCUAAUGGAUUUAGAGAUAAGUGCAUUCGAACCAAUCGUACAAUGGAAUCCAAGACCAGAUAAAUCGUUUAUAACGUACUUCAGUCCCCUUUUUCAAUGUAUAUUCUUUCCUUUGAACUUCAUUAUGCAUUUCGUGCAAAGGUUAGGUCUUAACUUUGUACAUGAAGAUUUCUUCAGAAAGCAUUAUCGCUGGCAUGACGCCAUCGGGUUGCUUCUUCCUAUCUGGAUGUGGAUCGUCAGUGGAUGCACUUUUAGUGAAGCCAUCGUCAACUGGCUAUGGAUCAACUGUACUGGCAGUUUUAUUUUUGCGAUGAUUGGCACUAAUGCUGCACACCAUCACCCGAAAAUAUUCAAAGAUGGUGACGAAGUGAGGACAAUCACUCCAGACUGGGGUAUGCAGCAACUAGAAGCUGUAAUGGACCGCAACGAUAUCAACGGGAGUCUAUUCAAAGUUUUGUGCUUCUUUGGUGAUCACAGUCUCCAUCAUCUUUUCCCGACUCUGGAUCACGCCGUGUUGCCAUAUUUGUACCCUGUGUUUUUAGAGCACUGCGAAAAGUACAAAGCAAAUUUUAGACUGACGUCACAAUUUGACCUUUUCAUAGGGCAACUCAAGAUGACAAUUGAUAAAAAUUUUAAGCUUUUAGAGGACUAAGAACUGCCAUACAUAACUAUAAAGCAUUUUUUUAAGAAUUACAUUAUACUUUAAUAUUUUUAAUCACUUUUGCAUACUCUUUUACUAUGUUUUUUUUAAUUAUAGUCAUAUUACCUACUUGUUUUUGUACAUUAUAAUAUAAAUGAUGUAUUCAUUUUUAUCAUUAAAGGUCAAAUAUAAGCCGUGAUAAGCUAAUUUAACUGUGAACGUAAAUUCAAAUCAGAACUACAAAACUGUGUUAAUUACAAAGCUAUGUUGCCUAGUCAAUUAUGUCUGUCAAAGGACUAAUUAUUGCAUGAAGCCAAAUAAUAACAUUAAGAUAUUCACAGUAUGAACGAACAUAAUAUGAACAUCUAAAUUACAUUAAAUAUAGAUGUAAAUUUUGGUCGCGAAAGAAAUUCAUCAAGGAUUUUAAUUCAUUUGAAAAGCGAUUACGUGAUGACAAAACUAAUGUCCAGAAUGUUUUAGUCGAGUUUUUGUACAUUUAAUAAAAUUACUUAAAUAUACAUACAAGAAAAUAAAGUAGUGGUACAUAAACUGGAGACUUUUGAAAGCACAAUUUAACAAUAAACUGUGUGUAUUAUCAAAAUGAUUUUAAAUCACCGCGAAUUUCAGUUUGAGGGUAGCGCUUAUACCGGUUUUUAGAUAUGUUCUACUGAAUAUAUAUAUAGCUAUGUUCUAAUGAAGAAAGUGCAUUUGCGUAGCAUGUAAUCACAAAGUAGCUCUAAGUUUUAUUUGAAACGACCAAAUGCAAAUGAAUUAUGUAAGUACUAUUCAAUAUCUACAGUCUACUCCAUUGCACCUCUAAAAAUAUUGUCAUUCAUAGAAAAUCUAAUUGUCUAGAAAACAAAACUUUUUGGGCAAAACAUUGUCUUACAUUUUAGCCCUUUUCCUUGAGCCUUUUCCGAAUCGCAUAAAUAUCUUUUAUUUCCGUACUCAAACAUGUUUUUUAUAUAAACUGACUGCCUUCUAAAAUAAAAUAAUUUACUAGAUAUGUUUGUUUACUGAAGGAAGUCAUAGUUCCUAUUAUAUUAUUCUGGAUUCACUUCCCUUCUUCAAGACGCCAACAUUAACAUUAAUGGAGUAUCAAACAUUAAAGCCCACUCGAAAUGACAAAAAGGAACUCAAAAUACACUUUUUUCUAAGUAACCGUGAUGACGUUAACCUUUAUUCAAUUUACUUUUUUAUAUAAAAU